GACGUGGACUCGUGACGGUCCCUGGACCUCGUGCGUUCCUCUAGUAACUCCGAGUGCCUUCAGUACGACAGUUCCUCGUACCCCUCGAAUAAAAAAAAAAACAAGUCCCCCGUUCAAUCAUCUCCGUGUGGUUUUCCCAAUUUUCCAUAACCCCCCAGUGUCAUCACCUCCAUAACCGCCCCUCAAGUGACAAAAAAAUAAAUCAGUGAUAAUAACUUGAGCUUUUCAUCUCUCGAUCAAAGUCAAUUAAAAUUCUUUUUGUACCGCGGCCUCUCGUCACUACUUUUAUCUCGAAUCCCCUCGAUAAAUCGCAACCAAUCCCCCAAUCGCAUUUUAUUUAAAACAAUUCCGCGAGUGUGUGGGUGAUAUUGAAUGGCGAUAAAUAAUCGUUGGAGUCUCGCGGUAAUCCAGCCCCGAAAGUGAUAAAACUAUGCACCCGUCAAAAUUAUGUCAAUCGCUAGUCGAAAACUAAUGAGUGAUAGUUUGAAAUCAGUGUUAUGCGGUGCCAAAGCGCCGACGGCGGAUGCGGUGGCGACGAUAAAGACGAGGGCGAAGAAGACGAAGAGAAUUCUGACAAGAAUAAGACCAAGACCGCGACGAAGGCCAUCAACGAUCAGCAGCAGCAGCAGCAGGAACAGCAGCAGCGGCAGCAGCAGCAGUAGUUGGUACCGAAUCGAUUCCUAAAACGACAUUUUGAGAAUAAAGAAGAUAAAAAGAUAGCAGAAAGAAAUAAAAUAAGAGGACAAAGAGAUAAGAAGCCGUAAAGAUCGGAUAAAUCAGAAUUCCGUUGAUAGAAUAAAAAUCUAAAGUACUGGCACCCAAAUGCACCUGUGGCAUAUCCUGUUUCAUGUUCAUGUUCUGGAGCAAACGUACGGUAUUAACUAGACGUCUGCUAAAGGCCAAAGUCCACCGGGAGUAUGAAACCGAGUGUGAGACUCAAGGGACAAAAAUUAACGUACCAACUGAUACAUCUGGUGAUUUUAAUGAUACAACAGCAAGAGUAGAUACAGGGAGUGAAUGCGGGGGUAGGAGAGCCAUUAAUAUUGACAGGAGUGUUGUCAAUAGGCUGCAACAGGCUUGCUGCGGUGGUGUUGACGAGGAGGAGGAUCCAGCUGAUGGUAGGCUCACCAGGUGCAAGGAAUUACUCAAGGGUCUCAAGGAGAAUCAGCUGGAGAUGCUGAUAACCUCGGUUGAGAGUUGUGGCGCUGAUCUGGGUGGUUGUGUACUUGUCAGGAGAUUGUUGAAUUCAGGAUGGGAUGAUCAGGCUGAUCAUUACAGGAGGCACAGGCAUGUCAGCAGAAGUGCCAGACAUCAUCAUCCACUCAGGCACAGACACUCGGAUACCAGGCAGAGGUCUAAGUGCAGGCACUGCGAUACCAGGCAUGUUAAUAGUGGUGAUGAUGAUGACGAGGUGGUUGAUGAGGUGGCUAUUGUUAAUGUGGUUAAUACUGUGCCUGAACCAGCUAAUUUGCUGGCCUGUCAGGUGUGGAGGUGGCCUGAUUUGGAUCAGUCGAAGGAUCUUAAGAAAUUACCUGUCUGUCAUUCCGCUGUUGAUUCUUCUUAUGUUUGCUGUAAUCCUUAUCACUGGAGUCGGCUUUGUAAACCUGAGUCGCCACCGCCCCCGUACUGUCUGAUACCAGCUGAGAGAGUUGCUAAGCAAGAUGGUGCCAUUCAAUCUAGCCAAAUGGAGGCGCGUGGAAAUGCCGCCGAGCCCUCGCGACUUCCGGACUCGUUAACCACCGACGGUGAAGAGCACAACGAGGACAAGAAGGAAUGGUGUACAUUGGCCUAUUGGGAGCUAGGGGGUAGAGUGGGAAGACUUUAUCCAGUUGAAGCAUCAACGAUAAGUGUCUUCGAUUCACUCCACGAUGGUGAUGGACUCUGUCUUGCGAGCCUCGCCCAGAAUCACGGAUCAUCACCAGCAGUUCGAAGGACACGACAGAAAAUUGGCCUAGGUGUGAUGCUGAGCCAAGAAUCAGAUGGUGUGUGGGCGUACAACAGGUCUGACACUCCAAUAUUCGUAAAUUCACCAACUCUGGAUGAUCCAGAGUCUCGUACACUGCUGGUGUAUCGUGUACCCCCUGGAUUCUGCCUCAACAUCUUCGACAGAUCAAAGAGGCAAAAUGUACGUUUGUCGUACGGUGAUUCAUUGAAUUCGACUGGUCCAGUCGAUUCUAAUUCCGUGCGAAUAAGUUUUGCCAAGGGAUGGGGCCCAAAGUACUCGAGACAAGAGGUGACAUCGUGUCCCUGCUGGCUAGAAGUCCUACUAGCUCCCUGCAGGUGAUCAACGAAUUGUUUAUUGUUAUGACUAUUGUCUGGUAAUGAAUUGUGACAAAUACCAACGCCAUACGUGCCUUCCCUAUCCCCCAUCACCCCCCAGACUCAAUGGAGAUAAAUUCUCGUGAAUGAUUCAUUGAAAAUCAUGGAGAACUGGUGGAGAACAGGAGAUCAUCAAAUUCCUCACGUGACACAUCGUUAAAUAUCUAUCGAGCCAAUGGGUUUAGAGGAAUAUGUCUGGGGAAUAAAAUGUUGGUCAUUAAAUUUACUGGAAAAAAUGUCCUUUCAACUUCACCUCUAGACCCACUCAUUACUGAGAUAAUGCCAUUCGUUAUUUAUCGUUUGGAGUUUAAAAUUCUGAACAAGUGGUAAUACGAUGACUGUUUGUUUUUAAUAUAUCUCAUGAGCCUGAGGAUUUAGAUAAAUAUGGAAGAGGAAGUUUUUGUGGAUCAUUGAAUUAUCUUGAAAAAAGUUAUAUGACUUUUUUUUGGGAAAUUUAUUGUUAACGAGUUAUCCUCUCUUCUUCACCAAUUCAUCAGACAGAAUUUUCAGUGUGAAGCUAUGCAGCGUCACGUGUGCAGACGUUGUCAGUCAGCCUCAUGCCUUCAGCAUUUCAAUGACGAAAUGAUUGUUUUUUUUAUUGUUAUAUAAAAAAUUGAAAAGAUAAAAAUACAAUAAUGUCGAAUCCACAAAUAAUACCACAAUGGAUGGAGAAUUGACUGCUCGAAUAAGCUUGAUACCUCAUUGUUCUAGCUUUUUCUUAUUUUUAUUUCAAUUGAAUUAUUGUGUCGUCUAUAUUUUCAAUGACUAAACACAAUUGAUUUAUUUCUUCGUUUAAGAUAAAAUUUUUAAUUUCUUCUAACACAAAGUGAAGUGAAGAGGUACUUUCUUUUUGUUAUUUUAUAAAAUACAAAUGAUAAAACGCACGAUUUAUUGACGAUUAAAUGUAUAAAAAUUAUAGCCGUGCGAUUAUUUUAAUUUAUUAAGAAUUUUGUAGUACACGAAAUUAAUAUUCGUUUGUAAAUAAAUUUUAUUUAUACGUAGAUCAAUAAAACGCGAAGAAUAAAGUGAUUAUGGAGUGAUUGGAGCCUUUUUUUUUGCUGUGGAGAAUGUCGAAGUGAGUUUUUAUUAUUAUUUUUUUAAUUGUGAAUGUAAUUUCGAGGGAGAGAUGGAUUGAACGAGAGAUGAGUUAUUUUAUUCUGCGAAUAUCUCGAUAAGAAGUGGCUCGAAGAAAAAUUGUGACAACACCUUUUUUGUGGGGAUUUUCACGAGCUACAAAAAAUGCUUCUGACACUUUUAUCUAAAUCCCAUUGUUUUCGAGAUAUGGCUGGUAGAUCUGUAAGUUCCUCUCGUUUUCUUCACUCUCUUUUCAUUUUUGUUACGUAUUAUUGUAUAACAUACGUGGCAUGUAUGUUUUCACGCUUCCGAUACGAGAAUUCAUGAGAAACGUCUGGCCGAAGAGUUGCGUCAUUGCUAUGAUAAUUAAUAGCGAUAUGUAAUUGAUGAAGUUGUUCCUAGAGAAAAUGGAGAGGAGUGAAUUUUCCAAGGCCUUUGGUGGCUUCGAAGUUUAGGCUCAGGACCACUCGCUUUUCUCGAGUAUCAAUAAAAUUUAUCCAUAAAUCUAAAAUACAAUUGACAAGUCAUGAACGAGAGGAGGUGAAACUAAAGGUUUUGCGCUGUUAACUUGCCCGACGAAUGGGAAAUUAUUGAAUAAAUAAAAGACUGUAAAUACAGACGCGUUAUGAUCGUGUAAAAAUAGGAUCGCGAAAGAAACACAAAGAGAGUCUAUAGAAAGCUAGAAGUUGCCUCUGUGAAACACUGUGCCUUUUAUAUUAAACGAAAAACCGAUAAAAAAAAGCCAUUGAAAUAAUUUUUAAACAAACCGAGACCAUCGAAUUUGCGACGCAACGAUUGAUCGUACGUUGGAUUUUUAAAUGAUUGCCCAUUGCGAAGAGGAAUUUAUCCUCUUUCUCUCAAAAUUCGCCUCCGUCCUGUUGUCAAUAUUCAGUGAAUAAAAAAAUUAUUGAAAUCCAACGAA
Messenger RNA from Fopius arisanus, 4315 nucleotides. It is a transcript of the gene Dad, whose product is annotated as Daughters against dpp. Gene Ontology annotation, cellular component: heteromeric SMAD protein complex. Bases 848 to 2284 code for a protein of 478 amino acids. Lineage: Eukaryota; Metazoa; Arthropoda; Insecta; Hymenoptera; Braconidae. Gene Ontology annotation, molecular function: transcription regulator inhibitor activity; I-SMAD binding. The record is from RefSeq and is a predicted model, not a curated record. Gene Ontology annotation, biological process: cell differentiation; SMAD protein signal transduction; regulation of transcription by RNA polymerase II. The transcript has 6 exons.